AUGGCAACUUCGAAAGUUUUGAGUAUUGUUUUCUUUGUGUUGUUGUGUUUAGGAGUAUGCUCUGCUGCUAGAACACUCAUUAGCAUUGGUUUGGGUCAUGAAAUUAGUGGAGGUUUCCAUGGUGACAUUGGUGUGAGCGGUGGUGAAGGUGGAGUACAUGCUGGUGUAGAUGGUCAUGGAGGAGGAGGAGGAGGAGCCGGUGGUAGUGAAAAUGGAGGAGAUGUUGUUGCUGGUGGUGGUGGAGGUGGAAGUGGCGGUGGUGGUGGUGCAGUUGAAGGUGGUGGGUAUGGUGGAGGUGCUGGCAAAGGAAGUGGGGAAGGUGCAGCACAUGGUGGUGGUUAUGCAGGUGGUGGAGGAAGUGGUAGUGGUGGUGGAGGUGGUGGUGCGACUGAAGGGGGUGGAUAUGGUGGAGGAGCAGGAAAAGGAGGUGGGGAAGGAAUUGGUGGAGGUGCAACACAUGGUGGUGGUUAUGCUGGUGGUGGAGGAGGUGGUAGUGGUGGAGGCGGAGGUGGGGGUGCAGCUGAAGGUGGUGGAUAUGGUGGAGGAGCUGGCAAAGGAGGCGGGGAAGGAUUUGGUGGAGGUGCAGCACAAGGUGGCGGUUAUGCUGGUGGUGGAGGAGGUGGAAGUGGUGGAGGUGGAGGUGGUGGUGCAGGAGGUGCUGGUGGUGGUUAUGGAGGAGGGGAAGGAGGCGGAGCAGGGGGUGGAUCAGGUGGAGAACAUGGAGGAGGAUACGGAGGUGGAGGUGGAAGUGGAGGUGGCGGAGGAGGGGGUGCUGGUGGGGCACAUGGUGGCGGAUAUGGUGGUGGAGAAGGAGCAGGUGGUGGAUAUGGGGGUGGAGCAGCAGGUGGUGGUGGGGCAGGUGGUGGCUCUGGUGGGGGAGGAGGUGGUGGAGGUGCACAUGGUGGAGGAUAUGGUGGUGGUGCCGGUGGUGGCGAAGGUGGUGGCCACGGUGGAUAUUAUCCUUGA
Lathyrus sativus (Indian pea) is the source of this 966-nucleotide messenger RNA. The record is from the annotation of a GenBank genome assembly. NCBI's taxonomy places the organism in Eukaryota, Viridiplantae, Streptophyta, Magnoliopsida, Fabales, Fabaceae.